Messenger RNA from Aspergillus pseudonomiae, 1195 nucleotides. RefSeq lists its product as uncharacterized. Bases 617 to 955 code for a protein of 112 amino acids. The record is from RefSeq and is a predicted model, not a curated record. NCBI's taxonomy places the organism in Eukaryota, Fungi, Ascomycota, Eurotiomycetes, Eurotiales, Aspergillaceae. The transcript has 3 exons.
AAAAAACCCAAACGAGGGACAAUGGAUAAGGAAUGACUGUAAUCUAUAGAUGAAAGGAGAGUAAUAAUUAAGCAGCGAGAAACUCUUGCGCAUCUCACAGAAAGAGUCACCACGAGGACGUCCCUGGGACCGCGUUCUCUACAUAUUUUUCUAUAGGUAUGACUAGUGGGCACUCAGGGUCGAGGGAUUUCAGGGACAAAUGCCUCAAGCGCCCGCUUUUCUGGGGCCACGAGAAGCAUAGAGCGGGACGGGAUAGACAGACACCCACAAUGACCUUCCUCUAAGGAUGUGAUAAGAUGAUGAUCACUGGUGAUAUUCAGUGAUAUUCCUGUCUGCCGGCUGUCAUUUGUCCAGGAGCAUGGUGCAGGGAUGGGUUGAUAUCAGAGGCCUCAGGAACGCGCAAUCCCGGUCCACAACGGAACAGAUCAGAGGGGUCGAUGCUGUCGACCCUGAAUCUGUCCCACAGUUGCGACCCUAACACAUCACCAUUAUUGACAUCGAGACCGUUUGGGGUAUCUGGCCCAUGCUGAAGCAUUGGAAAAACAUGGCUUGGUAGUCUGAUUAAGCUCAGAAUGCCCACUGCGAUGGACGUGCGACUGUAAUCUUGUAUCCACACAUGUGGCGGACACGGGUUGAUCGCCGAAUGCAGAAUAUCUGUCACUUUUUCUUUGUUUGUUGCUCAUUCAGCCCCUUCGAAGGGUGGCAACACAUGUGUCUAUACACAUCAGCUGCUACGAAGGCUCAACAUGAUGAGUUGGAGCAUGAUGAAUGCAGUCGCUGCAUCCGGAAAAUGCUUGCAGGCAAGGUUUCCGGCCCUCUAGAGAAUGUUGAUCUUCAGAGAAUCUUGAUAGUCAGAGCUCGAUUGUGGCGAAGCACUCCGUAUCAUCUCUGUGGUUGUGAGUGGCAGGCAGCCAUUGUAGAUCCAUAUUCCCUUGGACGGUUGAACGUCCUCUGACGAUGGCUAGAGAAACAAGCUUAUCUAAGUCGAAAUCUUCUCCCACGCCAGUGUAGACUAUCUACUGAAUGCCAGCGUUAUCCACCGAGGUUUAAUGGAAGCAUGGUAACCACGGGCCAACGGAGCCCAAGUCAUAUGAAAGUCACGUCUCGAUGUUUGCUCGGAUGGUUCGAUAGGUUAUAUUAGUAAUCGUCGUCAUGCGAAUGUAACAAAAAACAGGAAUUAGAAUAUGGUGUAACC